Messenger RNA from Nerophis ophidion (straightnose pipefish), 2724 nucleotides. It is a transcript of the gene u2af2a, whose product is annotated as U2 small nuclear RNA auxiliary factor 2a. The transcript has 13 exons. Lineage: Eukaryota; Metazoa; Chordata; Actinopteri; Syngnathiformes; Syngnathidae. Gene Ontology annotation, cellular component: U2AF complex; nucleus; U2-type prespliceosome. The coding region runs from base 511 to 2022 and encodes 503 amino acids. The record is from RefSeq and is a predicted model, not a curated record. Gene Ontology annotation, molecular function: pre-mRNA 3'-splice site binding; poly-pyrimidine tract binding. Gene Ontology annotation, biological process: mRNA processing.
UGUUGGCGCGUCCACUUCCGGCGCCGAAGAGUCCCUGGGAGUCGGAGCGAGGGGGAAAAAAAAAAAAAAAAAAAGCGGGCAUACUGUUCUUUUCUUUCUGCCUUUCGCCACCGUCGAAUAUUUUGAUAGCGUUCGUAUUUUUUGAAGUUAAGCGACUGUGAUUUUUUUUUGGGGGGCCGGCGGAGCCAGUGGAGGGUUUAGUGUUGGAAAGAGGCCUCAUUCAUUCUGUUGUCGUAGCCAGUUAACAUCCGGGGCCUUUUUCCGCUUGCUAAUUCCAAUGCUAAUGCUAACCCACGUUUCCUUCGCCAAUGACUUUGCUCGGCAUUUGUAAAUAAUAACCUCCUACACGUCUCAUUUCGCGUGGGCGACUUUUCAAUAUAUAUUACUAUUCGCACUCAAGUCGAUGCUAGAAUAAGAAGCGUGCACCUUUAGCAAAGCGCUUCCUUUUUUUUUUUUUUUUUUUGCUCACUUUGUUGCUAGGUCCGAGCUAUUCGCGCGAAGCCCACAAAGAUGUCGGACUUCGACGAGUUUGAACGGCAGCUGUCCGAAAACAAACAAGCUGCCGUCGACUCCGCUGAGACACUGCGCCUCAAGACACCCGUGGACGUACACCUCCGACUAUCAGCCGAACGUGAUAAAGAGAAUCGGCACCACCGUCGCUCCGGCUCCCGCAGCCGCAGCAGAGACCGCAAGAGGAGGAGCAGAGACCGGGACAGGCGCAGCCGGGAUCGCCGCGCAGACAGCAAGGAUCGCAGACACAGACGGAGCCCACCACCGAGCUUUCCACCAGAAACUCCUGCGAGCCGUUCUCCACAUCGUGAGAAAAAGAAGAAGAUUAAGAAGUACUGGGAUGUUCCACCACCUGGCUUUGAAAGCAUCAGCCCCAUGCAGUACAAAGCCAUGCAAGCUGCAGGCCAGAUCCCGGCAACAGCCCUCCUGCCCACCAUGACUCCGGAUGGCCUGUCCGUCACCCCCACCCCUGUACCUGUCGUGGGAAGCCAGAUGACCCGACAGGCUCGCAGGCUGUAUGUGGGCAACAUCCCCUUUGGCAUCACAGAGGAGUCCAUGAUGGACUUUUUCAACGCUCAGAUGCGUUUGGGUGGCCUUACUCAGGCCCCAGGAAACCCCGUGCUGGCAGUGCAGAUCAACCAGGACAAGAACUUUGCCUUCCUUGAGUUCCGCUCAGUGGAUGAGACAACACAGGCGAUGGCUUUUGAUGGAAUCAUCUUUCAAGGCCAGAGCCUGAAAAUCCGCCGUCCGCAUGAUUACCAGCCACUGCCGGGCAUGAGCGAGAACCCCAGUGUCUAUGUGCCUGGUACACAGACAAUUAAUGGUAUUCUUUCUGCAGGCGUGGUAUCCACAGUGGUGCCUGAUUCCGCCCACAAGCUCUUUAUAGGCGGUUUGCCCAACUAUCUCAAUGACGACCAGGUGAAGGAGCUGUUGACGUCAUUCGGCCCCCUGAAGGCCUUCAACCUGGUGAAGGACAGCGCCACCGGCCUAUCUAAAGGAUACGCCUUCUGUGAAUAUGUGGACGUCAACCUCAAUGACCAGGCCAUUGCUGGGCUCAACGGCAUGCAGCUUGGCGACAAGAAGCUGCUGGUGCAGCGAGCUAGCGUGGGAUCCAAGAACGCCACUCUGACCACCAUCAACCAGACCCCGGUCACGCUGCAGGUGCCCGGCCUGAACAGCAGCGUGACCCAGAUGGGCGGCCUGCCCACGGAGGUGCUGUGUCUGAUGAACAUGGUGGCGCCCGAGGAGCUGGUGGACGACGAGGAGUACGAGGAGAUCGUGGAGGAUGUCCGGGACGAGUGCAGCAAGUACGGCCAGGUCAAGAGCAUCGAGAUCCCCCGGCCCGUCGAUGGCCUGGAUGUGCCCGGCACCGGAAAGAUUUUCGUGGAGUUCAUGUCGGUGUUUGACUCCCAGAAAGCCAUGCAGGGCCUGACAGGAAGGAAGUUUGCCAACAGAGUGGUGGUGACCAAGUACUGCGACCCGGACGCUUACCACCGCCGAGACUUCUGGUAGAGGAGGCGAGUUGGGGGAAGGGGGGUGGGGGGUAGAGUUUUGUUUUCCAAGCAGCAGAUCAACUUCAUCUUCAUGGCUCUCAUGAGAGAUGAGACGUAACUAGGUUGUUCUGCUCCUUGGAAGGGGGAGGGGCUUAGCCCUUUUUUGAGAAUUGUGUGUUCCGAUUGGUCCGGGCUGGGGUUGACCAUUUUUAUACUUUACGAGUCGGGGGAGGGGGGGAGGGCACAGCAACACGUCAAUGUUUGUAUUUAAAUGGAAGGAAAUGGUUAGCGGCGAAAAGGGGGAGGAGUCAGAGAGACGAAGGCAUUUUUGUUUGGUCACUCAUUAGUUGUAACGUCCAACUCCGUCAUUAGAUCCACCUUUUUUUUUUGUCAGACUACUGCUCCCCUUUUGCCCCCCUCUGGACGAUUGCUAGAAUCUUCCGUGUGAAUGUCAACUGUUAAUGUGUGUAUCUUUACUUCCUGACUUCUGCUUUCAAUAUUUCUCCUCACGCUACCAACAUUUAUUGGCCAUGAGCUUACCAAAAGCCUUAAUUCAAAUGAUUCCAUAACGAUCCAGCCCUUAAUUAGUGAACCAUGUCCGGACUUUCACUUUCUUGUACUUUCAUUUUCCUUGUUAGCAUAACGAUUUGAGAUGUAACGUGCUUGGACCCGCCCACGACUUUCAUUGACAAGACCAAAUAAACAUGAAUAGUACACACGG